Molecule: messenger RNA, 1877 nt
Organism: Condylura cristata (star-nosed mole)
Lineage: Eukaryota; Metazoa; Chordata; Mammalia; Eulipotyphla; Talpidae
Gene: NEK3
Product: NIMA-related kinase 3
Exons: 15
Coding region: 56-1408 (450 amino acids)
Biological process (GO): protein phosphorylation
Molecular function (GO): protein kinase activity; ATP binding
Source: RefSeq, a predicted model, not a curated record
GGAGCGGACUGUGAUCGCCCCGGAGACAGAGUUUGAGAGAGCCUGUGGUGACUUCAUGAGUGGAGCUGUGCUGUGUGGCUGCCCCAGCAUGGAUGACUACACAGUCCUGAGAGUGAUCGGGGAGGGCUCUUUCGGCAGAGCCCUGUUGGUCCAGCAGGAGACCAGUCGUCACAUGUUUGCCAUGAAGGAGAUCAGGCUUCCCAAGUCUUCCACUGACAUACAGAAUUCUAGGAAGGAGGCGGUUCUUUUAGCCAAAAUGAAGCACCCCAAUAUUGUUGCUUUUAAAGAAUCAUUUGAAGCUGAAGGACAUCUGUAUAUUGUGAUGGAAUAUUGUGAUGGAGGGGACCUAAUGCAGAAGAUUAAACAUCAGAAAGGAAAGUUGUUUCCUGAAGCUAUGGUACUUGAUUGGUUUACUCAAAUGUGUCUUGGAAUAAAUCACAUUCACAAGAAACGUGUAUUACACAGAGACAUCAAGUCCAAGAACAUCUUCCUCACCCAAAAUGGAAGAGUAAAACUGGGAGAUUUCGGAUCUGCUCGUCUUCUCUCCAGUCCAAUGGCAUUUGCUUGUACAUAUGUGGGAACACCCUAUUAUGUGCCCCCAGAAAUUUGGGAAAACAUGCCUUACAACAAUAAAAGUGACAUCUGGUCCUUGGGAUGCAUUCUGUAUGAACUCUGUACCCUUAAGCAUCCAAUCAUCACAGAAUAUGGAGAGCAGGUAUUAGAGGAAACAAAAAAAUCUAACCAUAGUACACCAAGUAAGAAAGCAGACCCUAGCAGAAUCAGAAUAGCUUUGGAAAAUGAAGGCAGCAGAAUGCAAGAGGAAGAACAAGGUAGAAAGUGUAGCCACAGUGAUUUAGAAAACAUUAAUAAGAAUUUGGUUGAAAGUGCAUUGAAGAGAGUGAACAGAGAUGAGAAAGAUAAGAAAUCAGUCCUUUCAAGGAAAGCCAGCUCACCAAGUCCUGUCAGACGACAAUGGGGAAAAAAUGUACCCAGUACAGCUCUUUCAGCUUUGGAAAAUGCACCCAUACUUAGCUCCAGUUUAACAGCAGGGGACGACAAAGGAGGUUCUGUGAUAAAAUACAGUGAAAAUAACACUCGUAAGCAGUGGCUCAGAGAGACUCCUGAAACCUUGCUGAACAUCCUCAAGAAUGCUGAUCUCAGCUUGGCGUUUGAAACAUACACAAUAUAUAGACCAGGCUCGGAAGGGUUCUUGAAAGGCCCUUUGUCUGAAGACACAGAAGCAUCAGACAGUGUUGAUGGAGGUCAUGAGUCUGUCGUUUUGGAUCCAGAGAGACUUGAACCUCGAUUGGAUGAGGAGGACACAGACUUCGAGGAAGAAGAUGACGAUUCAGAUUGGGUGUCAGAACUGAAACAGCGAACUAGCUGCCAUGAAGUGGCUGACGGAUAAUGCCCACAGAACUGUCCCCUAUUCCCACUGCAUAGAUGUUUAAAAUGAAGAAUUAAUAUUUGGAUAAUAAUCAGCCCAAGGAAUGUGUCUUUUCCUUUGGGAACAGAAUGAAAGAGGGAGAAUCUUUGAAUAUUUAACAUUGUACCUCAUUAAUAUCAUGAGGUUUAAAACUCUGUGGAGUUCCUGUGAGUUUUUGACCUCAAAUGUAGGUAUGGGUUAGUGGGUAUGAGCUUUGGGUUUUUCAGUCAGAUAGAUCAAAACCUGGGUGCUACCACCUACAGUUGUGUGAUAAUUGGAAAUUGCUUAAUCUCUUUGAGCCCAAGCCUUCAACUGUAAAAUGAGGACAGCGAUGCCUACCUCACAGGGGUGCUAGUCAUAAACCAUUACAGCAGCCCAUGACUCUGUCAUUGUGUUAUGAUUUGUAUUGAUUACUGUGUGGCUCUUUUAACAUUUCCUAAAUGUUUGAAGA